Molecule: messenger RNA, 1707 nt
Organism: Thyridium curvatum
Lineage: Eukaryota; Fungi; Ascomycota; Sordariomycetes; Thyridiales; Thyridiaceae
Exons: 1
Coding region: 1-1707 (568 amino acids)
Source: RefSeq, a predicted model, not a curated record
AUGUCCGGCGUCCAAGUCGUCCCCAUCCCGGCCUGCCCCAAGGGGCAACUGUGCGCCAGCGAGCGAUUUUGGUACAAGCUCCCGGCCGCUCCGAAUGCCGACGUCUGCUCGCGGUGCUACCAUGACCACCUGAGCCAGACGCCCUUUGCGGGCUCCUUCAAGCUUGACUACGAUGACUCCAUGACCGGCCGGUCUUGCGACUUUAGCACCCCGCACGUGCUCGCCGUGCUCCGGCAGGCCCUCGAGCAGGGCGACUUGGCCCCUCUGCGAGACUACAUCGUGCGGCGCAGCGGGAUCAAGCCGUGCAAGGGCGGCGGCAUCGGGGCCAAGGCCGAGGAGGGCUACACGUGGAGGCAGCUCCGGGACCCGAGCAUGGCGGGCAAGUUUGCCGCCUGCGCCGCGUGCUACGAAGACUACGUCGUACCCGCCGGCUUCUCGCCGCACUUUGAGGACGCUCCCGUCGCCCAGCCGCCCGACAGCCUCUGGAGCUGCGACAUCGGCUUCCCGUUCAUGGUGCGGCUCACGGAGCAGUGCCGGGACUGGAAGCAGGCGCUGGCGUGGGGCCUGCACCGCCUGCAGCUGCCCGUGUGCGGCGGCAUGAGCGAGGUCGACGGCGCCUCGAGGGCGUGGUACCAGCUGCGGGACCCCAAUCUAAAUUUACUGUGGGUGUGCGAGGCGUGCUUCCUCGACAUCGCCUCCAUGACCUUUGCAGACGGGCAGUUCUACCGGGUCCAGCACGCCCUGCCGCAGGGCACCAACAUCACCUGCUUCGCGGGCGGCCACGUGCCGCUGCGCAUCGCCCUCAACGUGGCGAUGGAGAGGCGGGACUUCAACAUCUUCCUCCGCGCCGCCUCGGCCAUCGUGCGCAGCCCGCCCUGCCGCCCGGGCGGCUUCCAGAGCACGUGGUACUCGCUGGUCCCGCCGGCGGAGGAGGUCGACGUCUGCGCCACGUGCUACGCGGGGCUCUUCGAGGCGACGGGCUUCGGCGGCGUGCUGGCGCCCAAGCCCGUCCCGGCCGCCGAGCCGAGGGCGUGCAACAUGCACGUCAGCACGCCCGGGUCCGCGGCCCUCCUCAAGCGGCUCGACGCCGCCAUCGACCGGCGCGAGCCGGCCGUCUUUGUCGACUUUGCCCGGCGCUUCUCCGAGGUGCCCGGCUGCCCCGGGGCGGCCGUCGUGACGGGCCGCCGCUGGUACCGGCACGACAUGUUCUCGUGCUGCCCGGCGUGCUGGCUCGAGGCGCCCAUCGAGGGCACGGCGCUGGCGGGCGCCGCCUUCCCCGUGCGCGACGCCCUCGAGCCGGGCCACCUGCGGUGCGACUUCUACUCGGCCCGGGUGCGCGGCCUGUGGCGCUCGGCCUGCGCCCAGGACGACCUCCCCGGCUUCGUGGCCUUCAUGGCGCGCCGCCUCGAGGUCUGGAAGCAGACGUACCCGGCGAUCCAGCGCGCGCUGGCGCAGAUGCGCCUCAACGCCGAGCGGCAGGCGACGCUGCUCAUGAGCUCGACCAUCCUCCACGGCGCCAACAACAUCUCGGCGCUGGCGGGCGCGCACGGCAACUACGGCGGCGCGGGCGUCGGGUGGGGGUACGAGACGGUCGCCGGGGCGCAGGGGGCGGCGGACUGGAACCAGGCCAUGGGCAUGUACUCGGCCAGCGCCGGGCCGGCGGCGGUGAUUGCGCAGAUGACGGGGCUCUGGGAGAGCGUUGAGUGA